Messenger RNA from Amphiprion ocellaris (clown anemonefish), 8400 nucleotides. It is a transcript of the gene pcnx1, whose product is annotated as pecanex 1. The transcript is spliced from 36 exons. Gene Ontology annotation, cellular component: membrane. NCBI's taxonomy places the organism in Eukaryota, Metazoa, Chordata, Actinopteri, Pomacentridae. Bases 272 to 7282 code for a protein of 2336 amino acids. The record is from RefSeq and is a predicted model, not a curated record.
UCCUGCUUCCAUGGCUAGUGCAUACGGAUGCCACGAAGAAGAAGCGUCUCGCAGGGCGUGGUGGGAUAGGAGUCUCCUGGCUGGAGGACUGAACAGUGCCCCAGCUGGCUGGCUAGCUGCAGAGAAGAUGGCUGCAGAGGGGAUUUUCAGGCCACCGUCUGAAAACACAGCGCCGUUUGUCAUGUUCGGCGACGACUAGCCAGCGUGUCGCCCCGGUUCUUCCGUCGCUCGGUUCCUCCCGGUGUCGGUCCGAGGGGGGAAUAAAGCCGACAUGGGCUCCCAGACCCUGCAGAUCCUGAGGCAGGGGGUCUGGGCUUCAGUCACAGGCGGAUGGUACUACGACCCCGAUCAAAACACAUUCGUCAACGCUUUACAUCUCUACAUCUGGCUGUUCCUACUAUGUUUCCCCUUCACGCUGUACAUGGCCCUGCCGCCCACCAUGGUGAUCGUGGGAAUCUACUGUGGUGUGAUCGCUGCCAUGUUCCUGCUGCUGAAGACGGUGAAUUACCGCCUCCACCAUGCCCUGGAUGAGGGGGAGGUGGUGGAGCAUCAGGCCAAGGAGAGCCAGGGCAGCAGAGGUGGCACUGAGGGAGCUAAUGAUGGAAGUGUCACCCGUCGGGAGGACAGCAACGGCCCGGGGGACCCUGGUGGGGGUAUAGAAAUGUCAGACUUCAUCCGGCAAGAGACUCCGCCAGUGGACUGCAGUUCUAGGAACUCCUAUAUUGGGAUGGAGUCCAACCAGCAGAUUGCAUCCACACAUGGAAGAGCAACAAUUGCCAAAGGAGAUGUGGGAAAGACCUCAGAUGACAUAAGUUUGACUCUUGUUGAGAGCUGCAGCCAUGAUCAUGAUCUGCUCUCCGACACAAAGAUGUACUGCCUUGUUCCCAACGACUCCUUCGCCUCCUUGCAGCCGUCAACCUCCUUGUGUCCUUCAGAGCUGUCCAGGGAGCCUGCUGAUCUCUGUAACUCUGCUGCUUAUCACUUCAGCCUGUCACACUCCUCCUGCGACACAGAGAUGACCACUCACUCAUCCAUGCAAUCCCAGACCUUUAGGAAGGAGCUCCGUUCUCGAGGCCUGCCCCGGACCUCUAGUUCAGCGGGUUCUGCUUUCCCAGACCCGAGUCUACCAGACUUUGCUCUGUACCCUCCACCCAGGAGAGGCGGCCUCGACCCUGUGUGUGAGCUGGAGACGGCCAGGACACACAGGCCUGGGGUCAUCGACAGGGAGGGGGCAGAGCGACUGUACCUGCAGGACCAAGCUGUGCCCUCCACCUCUGGAGUGGAGGGUUACAGGCACAAAGAAUCACGCAGGGUUGCUCGCUCAGCCUCCAGGGAGGCUGGGGAAGGUAGCUCUGGACUAUAUCAGAUGGAGGUGGGUGGUGGUGGUGGUGGUGGAAAGGGCUCUGGUGGAGGAGGAAAGUCCCAGGGGGGGGAGCGCAGUGCUGAAAGCCUGAGGAGCCUGAGUACUCGCAGUAGUGGCUCCACAGAGAGCUACUGCAGCGGCACAGACAGGGACACCAACAGCACUGUCAGCAGCUUCCACAGUGAGCAGACGAGCUCAACACAUGUGGAGAGCCUCCUCUCGCUUUCAGGGGAUGAACGUGUGCGUGACAGGGGAGAGGCUGUAUCUGCUGCUGCUGCAGAAGGCAGGACUUCUAGCCAUGGCAGUGUUAGCUCUCGAGGUCUCAGUAACCUUCCCUCCAGGGAGGCCAAUAAAAACCCUCAUGCCAAUGAGCUGAUCGCUAAACAAACUGCUGACACAGCAUCCUCUGGAGCCCAAGAACUGGUAGAACCUGGCACACUCACAGAAGAGCCCGGCAUCAGAACCAGUGCUGAUGGCUCAACAGUUGUAGCUGCCACAGAACAGGAUCAGGUGAAAGAGGACAUUCAGCCACAGCCAGCUAGCACUGUUCAGAGGACUUCUUCUCUGUCAGCAGGGCGCAGUGGACGCCGGCGGACUGGCAAGAAAAGAGCAAGCAGCUUUGAUGCCAGCCGUCACCGGGACUACAUGUCUUUGCGUGGAAUGGCCAAGCCUUGUAGUGCUGUCUUCACUGGGGGUGGAGAGGAUGACUCCAGUGAUCAGAGUGAACUCAGUUGUGCCUCCAGUCUCCACUCCACCCACCACCUAAGUACAGACAGCUCAUCUAGCACCUCCCGCUCCUGCCACUCUCCAGAGGGCCACUACAGGGCCCUGAAAGCCAAGCACGCUGCCACCAAUGCACCCUCCUCCUCCUCCUCUGCCACAGUGAAAGCUGAGGCCGGAGUGCGAACCGGAGGGAAGCGGCGCUCCUCCCGUCGUACCCCCAGCACAGGCAGUGCCAAAACGCAUGCUAGAGUGUUGAGUCUGGACAGUGGUACGGCUGCCUGCCUUAAUGAUCCCAGCCGCCUCGGAGCUCCAGCUGGGCCUCGGCCCCUUACCACCUCCAAGUCGGACUUGGAAGCCAAAGAAGGGGAAGUCCUGGAUGCGGCAUCUCUGCUGGGUCGGGCCUCUCAGCUGGAAUCAGUGACCCGCUCCAGAAACAGUCUGCCCAACCAGGCAGCGUUCACUGAGCCUCAGGAUGCCACUGCUGCUUCCCUGCGGGCCCCAGGAAGUGAGGAGACGGUCAUAUUUCGCCGUGAGCGUAGCACGUUUCGUCGGCAGGCGGUGCGGCGGCGACACAACGCAGGGAGUAACCCCACCCCGCCCACCUCCCUCAUUGGAUCUCCUCUCAGUCUUCAGGAGGCUCUCAACCAGGCCUCCCAGCCUUCUACUUCCCAGGUGAAAAGUCAGCCAUCCAGAACCCCGUCCCAGGUGACAGUGCUGAGCGCAAGCGCCUCCCUGCUGGCCAGGAAUGGAAGCACACACCUGGAGGGUUCUCAGGACAAGGCCUCAACUGUUGGCGCCACCAGCUUGCAGGAUGACUUCGGAAAGCUCACGCCCUCGCUGUAUGAGGCCAGCGGAUGUGACAUGUCACUGGUCAAUUUUGAACCUGCAACCAGACGAGCCUCCAAUAACAUAUGGGAUACUGACUCCCACCUCUCCAGUUCUACCUCAGUUCGCUUCUACCCUCAUGACCUGAUCUCCCUCCCUCAGAUCCGUCUGAACCGUCUGCUGACGAUGGACCCGGAGCUUCUGGAGCAGCAGGACGGAGAUCUGAGCCCGGAGCUCCAGGAUGCACCACUUGGACAAGAGGACCGUGCAGCCACCACAGCCGCUGGCAAAGCCAAGCAGUACUACCGCCUGUGGCUUCUCCCCUACAUGUGGGUCGGCCUGCACUUCGACCGGCUCACCCUGCUGGCGCUGUUUGACAGGAACCGUGAGGUUUUGGAGAAUGUGUUGGCAGUGGUGCUCGCUGUCCUAGUGGCCUUUCUGGGUUCAGUGCUGCUCGUCCACGGUUUCUUCACCGACAUCUGGGUCUUUCAGUUCUGCCUCGUCAUUGCAAGUUGCCAGUAUUCCUUAUUAAAGAGUGUUCAGCCAGACUCCUCUUCCCCUCGGCAUGGCCAUAAUCGUAUCAUCGCGUACAGCCGGCCUGUCUACUUCUGCCUGUGCUGUGGCCUCAUUUGGCUGCUCCACUACGGCAGUCUGAGGACCACUUCAUCCCGCUUCACCCUGUAUGGAGUCGCACUCACCAGCUCCCUGGUGCUUACCUCCGCCAGGGACCUCGUCAUAGUCUUCACUCUGUGUUUCCCCAUCGUCUUCUUCGUGGGGCUGCUGCCACAAGUCAACACGUUCGUCAUGUACCUCUUCGAGCAGCUGGACAUCCAUGUGUUCGGGGGCAACGCCUCCACAAGCCUUCUGUCAGCGCUGUACAGCAUCCUGCGCAGCAUCGUCACCGUCGCUCUGCUUUACGGCUUCUGCUACGGGGCUCUGAAGGAGACGUGGGAGCCUCAUCACAUCCCCGUGUUGUUUUCUGUGUUCUGCGGCCUCUUGGUGGCAGUAUCCUACCACCUGAGCCGGCAGAGCAGCGACCCGUCUGUCCUCAUCUCACUUAUACAGUCCAAGAUUUUACCCAAUUUAAAAGACAAGAACCCGGAGGACCCAUUGUCAGAGGUGCAGGACCCUCUGCCAGAGAAGCUAAGGGCCUCGGUGAAUGAACGUCUGCAGUCGGACUUGAUCGUCUGUGUGGUCAUUGCUGUCCUUUACUUUGCCAUCCACGUCAGCACAGUGUUCAUAGCGCUGCAGCCUUUCCUCAGUUACGUCCUCUAUGCUCUGUUGGGGACAGUGGGGCUGCUCACCCACUAUCUGCUGCCUCAAGUCCGCAAACAGCUGCCCUGGUACUGCUUCUCCCACCCUCUGCUCAAAACCAAGGAGUACUAUCAGUUUGAAGUCAGAGAUGCGGCUCAUGUGAUGUGGUUUGAAAAGCUCCAUGUGUGGCUGCUGUUUGUGGAAAAGAACGUCCUCUAUCCGCUCGUCAUCCUUAACGAGCUGAGCGGCAGCGCCAGAGAGCUCGCCAGCCCAAAGAGGCUCGACACAGAGGUCGGCGCUCUGAUGAUCACAGUUGCAGGCCUGAAGCUGCUGCGCUCCUCCUACAGCAGUCCAACCUACCAGUACGUGACCAUCCUCUUCACCGUCCUCUUCUUCACCUUCGACUACCAUCAUCUGUCCGAGACGCUGCUGCUCGACCUCUUCCUCAUGUCCAUUGUUUUCAGCAAGUUGUGGGAGCUGCUCUACAAGCUGCACUUUGUCUACACCUACAUCGCCCCAUGGCAGAUCACAUGGGGCUCAGCCUUCCACGCCUUUGCUCAGCCCUUUGCUGUGCCUCACUCUGCCAUGCUGUUUGUUCAGGCUGUAGUGUCAGCAGUCUUCUCCACCCCCCUCAACCCCUUCCUGGGCAGCGCCAUCUUCAUCACCUCCUACGUCCGACCCGUCAAGUUCUGGGAGAGAGAUUACAACACCAAGAGGGUGGAUCACUCUAACACUCGGCUGGCCUCUCAGCUGGACAGAAAUCCAGGCUCUGACGACAACAAUUUGAACUCCAUCUUCUACGAGCAUCUUACCCGCUCCCUGCAGCACAGCCUGUGUGGAGACCUCCUACUGGGCCGCUGGGGAAACUUCAGCACCGGGGAUUGUUUCAUCCUGGCCUCCGACUACCUGAACGCUCUGGUGCAUCUUAUAGAGAUCGGCAAUGGCCUGGUCACCUUCCAGCUCCGAGGGCUGGAGUUCAGAGGAACCUACUGCCAGCAGCGGGAAGUGGAGGCCAUCACUGAAGGGGUGGAGGAAGACGAGGGCUGCUGCUGCUGCGAGCCGGGUCACCUCCCUCACAUCUUAUCCUUCAAUGCCGCUUUUGGGCAGCGCUGGCUGGCCUGGGAGGUUCUGGUCACCAAAUAUGUUCUGGAGGGCUACAGCAUCACUGAUAAUAGCGCCGCCUCCAUGCUGCAGGUGUUCGACCUCCGACGAAUCCUCACCACCUACUAUGUCAAGGGUAUCAUUUACUACGUGAUUGCGUCCCCUAAACUGGAGGAGUGGCUGGCUAAUGAGACCAUGAAAGACGGCCUGCGGGGAUGUGGGGAGAGGAACUACGUGGACCUGGAUCCCACCUUCAACCCCAACAUCGACGAGGACUACGACCAUCGGCUCGCAGGCGUCUCCAGGGACAGUUUCUGUGGCGUCUACCUGGGCUGGAUCCAGUACUGCAACUCUCGGAGGGCCAAGCCGCUGGACAGUGAGAAGGACUCGGCUCUGGUGCUGCUCUGCUUCGGCCUCUGUGUUCUGGGACGGAGAGCUCUGGGAACAGCAGCCCAUCAUAUGUCCAGCAAUCUGGAGUCUUUCCUUUAUGGACUUCAUGCAUUAUUUAAGGGAGAUUUCCGCAUCUCGUCGGUGCGAGAUGAGUGGAUCUUCGCAGAUAUGGAACUCCUCAGGAAGGUCGUGGUGCCUGGAAUCCGAAUGUCUCUCAAAUUACACCAGGACCACUUCACGUCCCCCGACGAGUACGAUGAGCCGGCGGUUCUUUUCGAGGCCAUCUCCUCCCACCAGCAGAACCUGGUCAUCGCUCACGAGGGCGACCCGGCCUGGAGGAGCGCCGUGCUGUCCAAUGCCCCGUCGCUGCUCGCCCUGCGCCACGUCCUGGACGAGGGCACCAACGAGUACAAAAUCAUCAUGCUCAAUCGACGAUACCUCAGCUUCCGUGUGAUCAAGGUGAAUAAAGAAUGUGUCCGAGGCCUUUGGGCCGGGCAGCAGCAGGAGCUGGUGUUCCUGAGAAACAGAAACCCAGAGCGCGGCAGCAUCCAGAAUGCCAAGCAGGCUCUGCGGAACAUGAUCAACUCUUCAUGCGACCAGCCCAUCGGUUAUCCCAUCUACGUGUCUCCGCUGACCACCUCCUACUGCAACUCGCACCCGCAGCUCGGACACAUCCUGGGAGGCCCCAUCAGCAUCGGGAACAUCCGCAACUUUGUAGUCAGCACGUGGCACAGGUUACGGAAGGGCUGUGGUGCAGGCUGUAACAGUGGAGGGAAUAUCGAGGAUUCAGACGCAGGAGGUUUGUCCUGUGGCAGUGGGAACGGAACUGGAGGCGACUCUCAGCAGAGUUCGGUGUCACAGGGAGGAACUUCUGGACCUGCUCCUCCUCACUCAUACCAGCCACAUCCUCUGGGAACCAGCCAGAGUUCUCAGUCCGUUCAGUCUGGUUUGGUCCGUCACUCUCCUGCCCGAGCCUCUGUUGCCAGCCAGUCCUCAUCGUACCGCUACAGCAGCAGCCGCCACUCCUCCCUGCGCACCUCCACCACCGGCCUGGAGCCCUGCCGACGCUCCUCCACCAGCCAGCUGUCUCUGCGAACCCUCCCCACGUCCCUGCAGCUGCGGCUGGGCUCCACCUCGGACCCCGCCGGCCCCUCCGCCUCCCUCUCCAGCCACAGCAUCCCCCCCUGCAAGCGCCACACGCUGGUGGGCCUCCUGGGCAACGACGGCCUCUGCAGCACCGUGACGGACCCUCUCAGCCAGCAUCAUCACCACCAUCACCACCCGCAGCAACACAACCCCACCGUCUCCACCGUACGGAGAGACGACAUCUCCUACAGAGUGCAGAUCGUGGACGUGAGUCAGGUGCUGGAGAACAUCAGCCUAUCGAAGCGUAAAGAGCUGCAGUGGCCUGACGAGACCGUGAGACUGAGAGCAGGACGGACCUGCUGGAGAGACUGGAGCCCUUUAGAGGGCAUGGAAGGACAUGUGAUUCACCGGUGGGUGCCUUGUAGCCGAGACCCAGCCAACCGCUCCCAUAUCGACAAGACCAUCCUGCUGGUACAGGUGGAAGAUAAGCUAGUGCCCAUUAUAGAGACUGGGGUCAUUGAGUUGGGUGCAGAGGUUUGAGACGAGCAAGCACACACACACACACACAUCAAACACACACACACACACACACACGCGUGGAUGCUUGUGUGAAGACGAAGCCAGACCUCCCUGGCAUUCAGCAGGACGUGGCAUCCUGCAGACAAACGGGACCCGGGAGCUCCCCCCUGCCCCGGCCCUCACCGCUGAGGGGGAAAAGGAAGCCAGGGAAAAGUGCAAGCACAGGCAGAGCCUACAUUUACCCACAAUGCUUUACCGCAUCCACACACCGCCACAGUAUCUGCCUUGCUUCGCGUCUCAGAAAAUGCUGCAUGACAGUAAAACAAAACCCUUAAGUUAAGUUAGUUCUCGCUACUGGUGAUUAAUUUCUAUGCAUUUCAUCGACGAUUUUUCUUGGAAAUACUGACAGAGCUGAGUGUACGGAGCGCGUGAAGGUUUUUUUUUUUCUUCUUGUCCUUAAAUAAUUUGCCAAAUAAGAUCCGCCAUGGUUUCAUACACGUGAAAGCUUUUUUUUUCUUCUUUUAAUUCGCUGCCAAGUCCGCAGAGGAGUUGGGACUCGACGGUGCUGCCACUCUGUCUCAUUGUCGUCAUUCCUUUUUUUUUUUUGGAUUAUUUUUGAAAAAUUUGCAAGAUUAAUUUGCGCAAAGAUUAAAAAAAAAGAACUUGCACUAUAAUUUUUUUCAUUUCUUUUUUUUUUAAUUUACAGUGAUGCACUACAAUCUUUAGAUAAUAUCACAUUUUAUUUAUUACAGACUCUGAAUGGCCAUGGUUACCGAUGCCUUUGGAAUGAAAAAAAUAAUGCAAUCAUUAUUCUGUUUUCAGCCAUUUUUAUUUUAAUAUUUUGUGUUUGAUAAACUUGAAAAUAACUUUUUACUGUAUAUGAUUAUAUCUAUAAAUAUAUAUAUAUAUUUACACAAAUAUAUAUAUAUAUAAUAUUAAUGUAUAAAAGAUUUUGUUUUCAAUAUUUAUUACUGUGAACAUGGUAUUUACACUUUUUUUUUCAUUUUCGGACAAAGGUUAAUGUAUUAAGGACCAUUGGUUGAAAACAAGAUGCCGCAUUUUUGAUGGACUGUUUCACUAUUUAACUUAAUUCGUUUUCUAUAUGCAAAAAUAAAAGUUUGAUUUAUUGCUGUCUUUAA